CAAAUGCUUUAUAACUGUUUUGUAGUCAUAUCUGUUUUUGUUUGUCAAAAAAAUGGGGGGAGGAGGAAAAGAAGGAAGCUUGCAAGGCUCUCUUCAGCUGAUGCUUUAAACUUGGCUUUUCAGGUGUGAUUUUUGAUACAGUACGUCAGAGAAAUAUGGAAUUUGGAAAAUGUUUUAGUGCCAUGAUGCUGGGAAAACAUGCAAGCGGUCACAAUAUGUGCUGGAGUGAUGCCCUGUGCCCGUGGGUGCAUUUACCAGGCAGCAUUUCCUGCUGUGGGAGGCUUUGCUUCCAGAUGGAUGGUGAUAGCUCCACGACGGAUGCUUCUCAGUUAGGAAUUGCUGGAGAUUACAUUGGUGGCAGUCACUACGUGAUACAGCCUCACGAUGACACAGAAGACAGCAUGAAUGAUCAUGAAGAUACAAAUGGUUCAAAAGAGAGCUUUAGAGAACAAGAUAUCUAUCUUCCAAUUGCAAAUGUGGCAAGGAUAAUGAAAAACGCCAUACCCCAAACAGGAAAGAUUGCUAAGGAUGCAAAAGAAUGUGUGCAAGAGUGUGUAAGUGAAUUCAUCAGCUUUAUAACGUCAGAAGCAAGUGAGAGGUGUCACCAAGAGAAAAGAAAGACCAUCAACGGGGAGGAUAUUCUCUUUGCCAUGUCUACCUUGGGAUUUGAUAGCUAUGUUGAGCCUCUGAAGUUAUACCUCCAAAAAUUUAGAGAGGCAAUGAAAGGAGAAAAGGGAAUUGGGGGAACAGUUACAACUGGAGAUGGUUUAAGUGAGGAGCUCACAGAAGAAGCAUUUACUAAUCAGUUGCCAGCGGGCUUAAUAACUACAGACGGCCAGCAGCAGAAUGUUAUGGUCUAUACAACAUCGUAUCAGCAGAUCUCUGGUGUUCAGCAAAUUCAGUUCUCAUGAUUUGAAGAAAACUUUGGAUCUGGGAACGCGAGAUGCAGAAGCUGUGCAACUCUAAUGAAAAGACAGUUUUAAUGACUGGUGAAGAGAUUUCUCUCUUUGUAUAUUAAAUAGCUGUAAUGUAGCUACCUGAAGCUUGACUAAUUGAGGUAUGAAUUCAGACUCAAAUCUUUUUCAUGAAUAAUUUUAAAGAAACAAAUUGGAUUUUAAAGGUAUUAAAGUAUUUUUGUUUUGUACAAGAGUUUGUUGCUCUGUAUAACUCCUGUAUGCAUUGUAUAUUGCAAUUUAUUACUGUCAGAGAUUUGUAGACAGUUUCUUAUUUUCAUAUUGAAUCAUGUUACUUUUGUAAUUCAGGUAAACAGCUGGGUUAAUUCAUGUUUACCCUUUGAAUAAAAUGGUAAGGGUAAAGUUCAUUUUUGAAUGCAAGUUGCCUUUAUUAUAAAGAUUGAGUUGGUCUUGGUUAUGUAACUUGUCUUGCAUGACAACCUCAGCUAACUUUAGAUGUCAUGAUAUUUAUUGAAAUUUUGAAAGGGACUUUUUCUCACAAAAGUGCAGCUCAGAGGCAUUGCUACAACUGUUUUUUAUGUAACUUGAAGCUUAGAAGUAAAUCAGAAACAAGCGACUCUCCUACGGUUAGAGACUUAGAGCUAGUCAACAGUGUUAAUGCAAACACUGAUGGUGUAUGAUGCAGGUCUUCAUUUCAUUCUUUUUCACUCGCUCCUUAGACUGGUUUCGGUAAGUUUAAGGUGGUCUUUGUGCUACUGAAAAUAGCUCUUCCUUUUUAUGUAUGGUUUUUAGUAUCCAAAACCUAGAAAUUCUACGGUAGUGGGGGGUGGGGGGGAUUUUAUAGUCCUUGUGGUAAGAGACCUCAUUUUAACUUUCUACUGAAAUGUUUUCAGGUUGCUUGUGAGACUGUGGGAACUGAAAUGUGUUAGCAGCUCUCUGUGUACAGCGUGUGUGUGAGCGCGUACGUGCGAGUGGCUGAAACUGGGACAAGCGGUACAAAUCUGCAACGAAUGGUAGACUUCAACUUUGCUGUCUCUUUUCUGGUUUUGCAAUAAACUCUAACUAGAGAAUGUA
Messenger RNA from Lagopus leucura (white-tailed ptarmigan), 1988 nucleotides. It is a transcript of the gene NFYB, whose product is annotated as nuclear transcription factor Y subunit beta. The record is from RefSeq and is a predicted model, not a curated record. Gene Ontology annotation, molecular function: RNA polymerase II cis-regulatory region sequence-specific DNA binding; protein heterodimerization activity; DNA-binding transcription activator activity, RNA polymerase II-specific. Bases 156 to 911 code for a protein of 251 amino acids. NCBI's taxonomy places the organism in Eukaryota, Metazoa, Chordata, Aves, Galliformes, Phasianidae. Gene Ontology annotation, cellular component: CCAAT-binding factor complex; nucleus. The transcript has 8 exons. Gene Ontology annotation, biological process: regulation of transcription by RNA polymerase II.